Microsporum canis CBS 113480 is the source of this 1215-nucleotide messenger RNA. Its product is annotated as phosphopantothenate-cysteine ligase. Gene Ontology annotation, molecular function: phosphopantothenate--cysteine ligase activity. The transcript has a single exon. The coding region runs from base 1 to 1215 and encodes 404 amino acids. Gene Ontology annotation, biological process: coenzyme A biosynthetic process. Gene Ontology annotation, cellular component: nucleus; cytoplasm. Lineage: Eukaryota; Fungi; Ascomycota; Eurotiomycetes; Onygenales; Arthrodermataceae. The record is from RefSeq and is a predicted model, not a curated record.
AUGCCCGAAGCAGCUCACAUAGCUCCGUCGACGCAGGCUCUGACCCCGGAGGAAGCGGAGUCUUACUACUUUAAAAUCAAUCCACCACCUCCGUCAUUAGAAGAACAUCAUGAGCUGGCAAAGGAGUUCAUAGACAGACAUGUCCAGACUGGCCGAAGAUUGGUUCUCGUCACGUCUGGAGGAACAACAGUACCUCUCGAGACACAGACGGUCAGAUUCGUGGAUAACUUCUCUGCCGGAACGCGUGGAGCUACAUCUGCAGAGUACUUCUUACAAGAGGGAUAUGCUGUGAUCUUCCUGCAUCGACAGUUCAGCUUGCUUCCAUACUCGAGGCAUUUCAGCCAUUCGACAAACUGUUUUCUCGACUUCAUGGAUGAAGGUAGCUCUUCUUUAAACAGCAGUACUAAAAACAAUAAUGACCAUGGCCCUAUCGUCGUUCGGUCUGAAUAUCAAGAUGAGAUGCGUAAGGUUCUACGCCAGUACCGUUACGCUAAGGAUAACAACCUUCUCCUUGUCCUUCCCUUCGUUACGGUUACGGAAUACCUAUACGAGCUUCGAUCUCUGGCCAACCUCAUGAAACCACUUGGUCCCAAUGCCCUGUUUUACCUUGCGGCAGCUGUUUCCGACUUCUUCAUCCCCCGUGAUAGGAUGGUCGAACACAAGAUCCAAUCAUCUAACGAGCCAGUUGCAGCCAGCAGUAAGGAGAAGAACGAUCAAAACAAGUCCGGCUCCAAUAUCCCUCCUGACUCGAUUUAUACGGGCUUCAAUGAUCCCCAGCCUCCAACGCAUGGUAAAAAGCUAAUUAUAGACCUGGACCCUGUUCCGAAAUUCUUACAUCGACUAGUGGACGGGUGGGCGCCAACUGGCAGCAUGGUGGUUAGUUUCAAGCUUGAAACAGACCCCGACCUAUUGAUUUCGAAGUCUGAACAGGCAUUACAACGUUAUGCACAUAAUCUGGUUAUUGGAAAUCUGCUAUCCACCCGGAAAUGGGAAGUCGUGUUUGUGAGUCGAGACAAGGCAACUGGGAAAUUUGGGCUAGAGUGGGUUCGUGUUCCAAAGCCGAGUACAAGGACUAGAAAGGGGAGUGUUGCGGCCAGUGGAGGCGCUGCUCAACCCCAGCCAGACGUGGAAAUUGAGAGUCUGAUCAUUCCAGAGCUGAAGAAAGCGCAUACCGAGAUGAUCCAGACCUUUAGAAAUUCACAAGAAGCAAAGUGA